This is a messenger RNA of Glycine soja, 1874 nucleotides long. Its product is annotated as transcription factor bHLH130-like. The transcript is spliced from 8 exons. Gene Ontology annotation, molecular function: DNA-binding transcription factor activity, RNA polymerase II-specific; protein dimerization activity; RNA polymerase II cis-regulatory region sequence-specific DNA binding. Gene Ontology annotation, biological process: regulation of transcription by RNA polymerase II. The record is from RefSeq and is a predicted model, not a curated record. Gene Ontology annotation, cellular component: nucleus. Bases 258 to 1574 code for a protein of 438 amino acids. NCBI's taxonomy places the organism in Eukaryota, Viridiplantae, Streptophyta, Magnoliopsida, Fabales, Fabaceae.
CCAAAGGCAAGACAACAAGCUUAGCCCCACAACUCUUCUCUCCCUCUUUAAAUUCUGGAUCUGGAUUUUGAGUUCUGAUCCUAACUCUUGAAGCUGAAGAACCUGAGGCUAAUUGAACUCUAACGUGCCAAAAAAAAUUGAGUUGCAUGUUUUGCUGCUUUAAACUUUGUUGAAGACAGAAUUUGCAAUUUCUCUUUGGAAUUUUGGUCUUAAUUUUUUUAGGCCAUCUCGGUCACCAAGGUAAUUGUGAAGAUAAAAUGAGUAUUGUGUAUAGUCAUGCUGUGAAGUACUCUCGAGGGGAGACAAGGAUGAACCCAGAAAUGGAUUCAAAUAUUGGUCAACAUUGUCAUCAACAAAAUUCUGGACUAAUGAGAUACCGUUCUGCCCCAAGCUCAUUGCUCACAAGCCUUGUGAACAACAACAACAACAACAAUGGUUAUGUCAAUGGUGAAUCUUUCAGAAGUGAGCAUAAUCAUCAUCGUCAUCAGCAGCAGCAGCAGCAGCAUUAUCCUCCCUCUACAAGCUCUGAAAUGGAAAACAUGUUGGCCAAGUUGAUUUCUUCCAACAAUUCUGAGCCUUUGCAAAUGAAGGAAGAAGCAGGGGACUCUGUUUCACAACCACCACAACAACACAAUGGUUACUCUUAUGGGUCUUCACCUCAGAUGAUGUACCAAACUCAGCAAAUUCAAGGCUUGCCUAUACCAAAUGGUUCUUUAGGGGCUUCAGGGAGUGCUUUUGAUGGCUCAUUCAGUGCAGUAAAUUCCCUUGCUUCACAGAAUUCCACACAACCUAAAAUGGGUGCUUCCACCAAUUGCAACAAUCUCAUUAGACAAAAGAGUUCUCCUGCUGGUUUUUUCUCCAAUUACUCAGUUGAUAAUGCAGCAUUGAGAGAUGUGGCAAGUUUUAGGGGCUGUGAUGUCUCAAAUGGACAAGCUAUUACAUCCUCUAGUGGAUUGCAUGGUACUUUGAACUUCUCAUCUAGGCCAUCCUCUUGCUCCACCCGGAUGCCACAGAUUGCUGAAAAUGGAAAUGAAGAUGUGGAAGCAAAUUGUGUUGAAAGUAGAAACCUGAGAAAUGACAAUAUCAACAACACUAAAUGUUACAUGCCUAGUUUCACCACUGACUUCUGGGAUGGUUCUGCAUUCAGUGCCUCCAGAACAGCUAGUAACAGUGGUGAAAUCUCAUUUUCCACUUCAAAGGCUAUGGAUAUUCAGGAUGAAGAUUUUGGAUACCAAAAAGUUGGUUUGACCCACCAUUUGAGUCUGCCUGGCUCUUCCAGUAGGAUGGCUACAAUGGAGAAGCUUUAUCAAAUUCAAGGAUCUGUUCCAUGUAAAAUUCGUGCCAAGAGAGGUUUUGCCACUCACCCUAGAAGUAUUGCUGAAAGGGAAAGGAGAACACGAAUUAGCGCAAGAAUCAAGAAAUUGCAAGACCUUUUCCCAAAAUCAGACAAGCAAACAAGCACUGCAGAUAUGUUGGAUUUGGCAGUUGAGUACAUUAAAGACUUGCAGAAACAAGUUAAGAUUCUCAGAGAUACUAGGGCAAAAUGCACUUGUACAAGCAAUCAGAAGCACUGAUUUAUAUAUCCUUGUAGAUAACAAAAAGAAGGAGCAUUUUUUUUUCUUUUCAUGUAUUUAUCCUUUGGUGUACCAAAAUUUUUGGUCAGUGUGAUUAUGUAGAGUAGCGCUGAUAUUUGCUAGUAUCUAAGAAUUUAGGUCCAGGUCCGUGUGAGUCUCUUCAGUUUUGUUUUUCAUUUUCCCUCAUUUGUUUUUUCUUUCUUUCCUUUGCUUGAUUUAAGUAUCACAAUGUAAUAAAAAGUUUAGAAAGAGCCAAUUGUAACUGUUCAUUUUACUCAUAAGAGGUUUGAUGGCAUCACA